AAAGGCAUGAUAUGAUCGACACCAUACACUAACUACGAGUCUAGUCUACCGCAGGGGCUUUCUCGUUCACCUCCCUUUCUUUCUCUCUCUCUCUCUCUCUCUUUCCAUGCCAUAUAUAUACACAUUCACGAGGUGACGCCAGAGGAAGAUGAACUGAACAAGACAGCGGUGGCCGUUACGAAAAUUAAAGCUAGCUUACCAAUAUCUUACUGGUAACUGGUAAAAGGGUAGAUGCCGUUGCAGAGUUACAGUUGGUUCAAGAUGAGUUGGAAUUCAGAGAUGGAAUCUCAAUACACGGACACAAUCAUGCCGUACAACUCAAUUGGAAGUUUCAUGCAUUUCUUCGGAGGGGUAACCUAUGACCAUUUGAACUAUAUCUUUGCUGAUGUUCCCUAUGCUCAGGAGAACUCUUCUGUUAAUACCAAUAUUUACAAAUUUGAGCUCUCUGAACCUGGGAGUUUUUCUUAUUAUGAAUUUAGUCAUGGUGGCUAUAGUGAGAAUGGUCAAUUUGAAAACCCUUUGCAGACGGUUCGUGUUAAUGAGGCAGUAGAAGAAUCAGCAGCACAUAUGCAUGGACGAGACAAUUCAAUCUCCACCUCACAUUCUAAUUCCGUGGAGUGUUCUAGUGGGUAUCAGAACACUUGUGAUGAUGAUGAGGUUGUGUGGCAAGAUAAUAUUGAUCCCGACAACAUGACCUAUGAGGAGCUACUGGAAUUGGGAGAGACAGUUGGGACACAAACCAGAGGUCUUUCUCAAGAACUAAUCUCUUUGCUUCCUGUCACAAAGUUCAAAUGUGGCUUUUUUUCAAGGAAGAGAUCAAGAAAGGAGAGGUGUGUAAUCUGCCAGAUGGAAUACAAACGAGGCGAUAAACAAAUCAAUCUUCCAUGCAAACAUGUGUAUCAUACUGGUUGUGGCAGGAAGUGGCUGAGCAUAAAUAAAGCAUGCCCGAUUUGUUACUCAGAUGUGGUGGUUGUUAAUCGAUCAGCAUAGGUGCCGACUAGGGACGCAUCGUCUUCGUUCAAGUUUACAGAAGAUAUGCUCAUUUUCAUUUAUAGAAUAUAAAAGCAGCACUAAGAUGGAGAUGUAAGUUGGAGAUGUUGGAUUUUACAUUAUAUAAACAUUUAUCAUCUUCAGCUAUAUAGUAAACCAGAUGAGUAAAAAGGGAUUGUAAACUUCUAAAAUAUUACACUUCUCGAUCUGAUCAGUUGACAAGUAGUGUGAAAUUAAUCAAGAAGGUUAACUUGUUUGCUAAUAAACAAUCAAUAUUAUUG
Molecule: messenger RNA, 1271 nt
Organism: Cuscuta europaea
Lineage: Eukaryota; Viridiplantae; Streptophyta; Magnoliopsida; Solanales; Convolvulaceae
Source: the annotation of a GenBank genome assembly